Molecule: messenger RNA, 1045 nt
Organism: Bursaphelenchus xylophilus (pine wood nematode)
Lineage: Eukaryota; Metazoa; Nematoda; Chromadorea; Rhabditida; Aphelenchoididae
Source: the annotation of a GenBank genome assembly
AUGAACGGCCAAUUUUUGACGCUCGCCUUACUCGCCGUGGCGGUCGGAUUGAGCUACCAACAAGAGGAAUGUUUGCUGCGUAAGUGAAAGUUCAUAUCAGUCUGUCGGGAAAAUAAUUUUUGCCCUGCGGUGAUGUGAUUUUCGGUGCGACAGAUGGCUCAUUAUUUUCCCGACAGGCUAAUAUAACCCCCAAUUUUACUAUUUUUACCAAACCCACGAAAGUUAUGAGUCUGUCGGGGAAAUAAUGUGGACUUGUCGCGCCUUGUAAUCGCCCGACGGCUAGCCGGCCAAAGGCAACGAGAAAGCGAGAAAUUUUCUCCGACAAAUCCACAAUAUUUUCCCGAUUGACUGAUAAGCUCUUCGGUUUUCAAAAUUUCGUUCUUCAGCCCGUGACAAAGGAGAUUCCUCUUGCGGAGAAUCCGGGGGCCUACGAUUUUACUUUGAUCUUCGCACCAAACAUUGCCAGCCUUUCCGCUACGAUGGCUGUAAUGGAAAUGGAAACCGAUUCACCUCAUCUUCGGAAUGCAAGACCAAAUGUAGUGGGGUUAGCGCGGACGCAGCGGACGCCGCGAAUGCCCACAAGAUGGUCGUAGAUGUUCGUAAGUUGUGAAAUAACACAUGCUUUGUUGGCAACCUAGGGCUGUCUUCCGCAAUAGAAAAUUCUAAAAUUUUUCAGCCAAAUGUGAUGGGGGAGUGAGAGCUGCCGUUGAUGAGAAUAGCAAGGCGAUCAGCUGUGACAAAUGCCCAAGCAAACACAAGUGUGUGCAAGGGCUUUGCUGCCCAAACAAAGGUAAUAUUUUGCAAUAUUUUCUCCACUUUGGCCGCAUUUUUUCCCCCGGGAAAGCUCUUGAUUCCAUUUUCAGAAGCCGUCUGUGAAGUCAACUACGACACUGGCAAAUAUGCCUUCGCCGGCUCGCAUACGCCAAGAUAUUUCUAUGACAAAUCCGUCGACAACUGCCUUCUCUUCACCUACUACGGCGUGCUCGGCAACGGAAACAACUUUGAGACCUACAACGAGUGCAUCAAGUUCUGCAAGAAGAACUAA